Molecule: messenger RNA, 1272 nt
Organism: Penicillium canariense
Lineage: Eukaryota; Fungi; Ascomycota; Eurotiomycetes; Eurotiales; Aspergillaceae
Product: fungal specific transcription factor domain-containing protein
Exons: 1
Coding region: 1-1272 (423 amino acids)
Biological process (GO): positive regulation of transcription by RNA polymerase II
Cellular component (GO): nucleus
Molecular function (GO): transcription cis-regulatory region binding; DNA-binding transcription factor activity
Source: RefSeq, a predicted model, not a curated record
AUGAUCCCGGCACCGUUUGCCCCUGUCAAUAACCACAAUUCGAAUUUGACACAGCCUGCGCAUCGGCAUAUAGACCUACUAGGCGACAUGCAUCUGCAGCGUCAGAUACUCGAGCAUUGGAUCAAUCAUCUAAGCGAUGCAUUGAUGCCGGUACCAGGGCCAUACAACCCUCUCAAAAGCAUCUUUGUUCCCAUUGCAUAUGUAGGCGCCGAGCAGCCUGCAUCGUCUUCUUCCGGAUAUGUCGCGUUGUUUUAUCUGAUCUGCGCAUCCUCUGCAUUCCACUUAUCCGCCAAUACCGACGAUAGCAAACAGAGCUCGGAAUUUAUGACUCUUGCUUUGAGUCACCACAACGAGGGCAUUCGCCAUCUUCAAAAUAACCUCGCUAAGGAUGAUGUUUCAGAGCGAGAGUCGGUCCUUGCCUCACUUCUGGUCUGCUUGAUGUAUGAGCCAGUCACAGUGGAGCAAAAUUUCUGGCGUAAUCAUUUACGAGGGGCCUCGCAGUGGCUUCGGAAAAUUGAUGGGUGUUCUUUGAUCCAGACCGAAUCAAUGGCAAUCCUGUAUCAAAUGUUCGCCAGCACGGCUAUCUUCUUGCGUUCGCAAAUGAUAUCGUCUGAGGCAGCCCUGAGUGAAUGCAUUAGCUAUGAUACCGGAUUAUUCUCAGGAACAUAUCAUCUUCAUCGCAUAUUUGGGCUUCCAAAGCGCUUGCUGGAGACAGUCAGCGAUAUCAUUGAAAUAGCAGCACGAUCCCGGCGACAGGCAAGCGACGACCGAAGAAGUCCUACCCAACUGAUUUCAACUCAAGAACUAGAUAAAAGGGAGCUGGAGCUAUAUCUCUGUGCACCAGAAUACCCGGAAGACUUUACCUCAAAGGCAGAGAAUGGUUUGAUCUAUCAUCAUUCUUACAUCUUCUACUUUGCGUUGAUCAUAUAUUUCAAACGAGUUCUGCGAAAACUGCCCCUGCACGAGGUGCAGUUGCUGAUCGACCAGGCGUUCGACCAUAUCGAAGCCCUGAAGGCAUAUACAUCACGUCCAUUCACGCCGUUGACAUGGCCAGUUGCAGUGAUAUUUUUCGAACUGGAAGAUGCAGCUUUGCAGAAAAGAGCGAUGGAAUGGCUUGAAUUCAUAAUCAAACGAUCCACACUUUCCGUGUGGGAGCGUGCCCAGGCACUUUUUCCUGCUUUCUGGGCUCGCCGUCAGGAUCCGGGAUGUGAGGACAUGCAGUGGGAUGUUUUUCUUGAUGACCCGUCAGUUCAUGGUAUCAUGAUGUUUUGA